Molecule: messenger RNA, 5117 nt
Organism: Platichthys flesus (European flounder)
Lineage: Eukaryota; Metazoa; Chordata; Actinopteri; Pleuronectiformes; Pleuronectidae
Gene: znf106b
Product: zinc finger protein 106b
Exons: 21
Coding region: 108-4001 (1297 amino acids)
Cellular component (GO): cytosol; membrane
Molecular function (GO): RNA binding; SH3 domain binding
Source: RefSeq, a predicted model, not a curated record
UAAAACAAACAUGGCGGCUGCCAGGGCGGUGGGUCCUGUCGUCAAGUGGAAUCUUACCUGAUGGUCAAACGUCACUUGUUCACAACUUGAACCUUUGAAGUUCUCAAAUGCAAGUUAGUAUGAGUUCAGAGAUGUCAGUGGUUCCAACCCCUCAAGGGGCAGUGGGUAAAAAGGGCAACAAGAAACUACAGUAUCAGCAGCAGCAGCGUGAGAGGCGCACAGAGUGUAUCCUGUGUCGAGUGUCCUUUCCAAGACGUGAAGCACAUGAGCACGUGCAUGGGAUGCAGCACCACAGAGAGCUGGAGUCAGUGCUGGGCAGGGAUGUGUUCCAUGAAUGCCAGGCGUGUAAGGUGUGCGACAUGAGUUUGCGCGACUACACCCAGCACAUCUCCACUCCGCUACACAGAGCAAAGUUGCAGGGCUUGAUGUCUAGAAACACAAAGCCUCUUCCUCUGGUUAAGACUCUGAGCAAUGAAGCAAUCGCCCGGAUCCUAGAGAGAAACAAGAUGCUGAGGAAAGAGGAGAAGAAACAAAAGGGAAAGAAGAAAAAGAAACAGAAGCAGAUCGCGGCUCAGAAGCGUGUGGAGGAGGUACAGGGAUCCACCAAGAAAAGCUCUGUGGCCUCCAACGUGGUGAAGAUACAACAAUCCAAAGAAGUGAACCAACAGACACAGCAACAGAUGCAGCAAACCCUCCAGAAAGGUAGAAGCAAUGUUGUUGUCCAAAACAAGGAGAACAAAGUGCUUAGUGUGCAAAGACCUGUUUGGAGAAGUGAAAUGCCUCCGCCGAAUCAAAGUGCAAGACUGGCCGGUCCUUUGGGACCACCUGCUGGCAGACCUUGGCAUCGCGAUCAUGUCAGCGAACAGUUCCAACAGCCGGGUUGCCACAUGAGUUCCAACACAAUGUGCCAGAUGAGGUACAGUGACAACUUUUCUGUCCACAACCAGCAUGUGAAUGUGGAGCACUCACAAACAUGGAGAGCUGUUAACAGACCACCAAAUUACUAUGACGGUGGCAGGCCUGACUUGUCUGAGCAAAGGACAUGGCCUGACAAACGCCACUAUGAUGACUAUUACAGCAGGCAGUAUAGGGGAGCCACCAUGUUUGAUAACAACCAGAAUGAGUGGCCUAGAUUUCCUCAACGGGGACAAGAAAGUUCACAUCGAUUCUCUAGUCCUGCUCCAGCGAACAGAUCCUCCGGUGCAGCUCCGCUCAUGGAUGUCGACGUCAUUAAGAUGUUGAGGCAAAUCAGAAGAACGCUGGGUGUGAGGGAGCCAUGCAGAGCAGAUCGUGAAGCCAGGAGGCAGAACGUUGAGGCAAGUGACCAGGUGGUUGAUCGCAGCACCACACAACAGGCUGGAGCCGCGGAAGGUCAACCUUCAGGUGCUGCAAGUACAUCUGUGCCAUGUCCACAGGUCGCCACCUUUGUACCUGAAGCACCGACUGAUGUUCGUCCUCCCAAUGCUGCUCCUGCCACACCAAAACAGACCACUGUCGAAGUAACGCAAGAAAUGACCGGAUGCGCAGGCAGCGCCACAUCCUCUGAGCAAAGCAGCCCCAGGGUUCGAAUCGCCCAUGAACCAAGAAGAAGAAGUCCGGCUGGGAAGGAGGCUGGACGGAAAUCGCUCAACUCAUCAGGGGCCAAGAACAAGCUGAGCUGGAGUGAGAUGUACAACAAGAGGAAAAGAGAGGGGUCGGUCAGCAUCACAAGAACUCCCAGGUCAAGAAUAGAGUCGUCGAACCCUCCACCUGAACACAGACCGGACUCUGACCUGCCUCUGUCCGAAGGCUUCCAGUGGGAGUCGAUCCCAGUCAGUCCUUCAGAGACCCACUUGACUUUGCCGCCGUCAGCCCAGGACACGACCGAGAUCGACUCCCACAGGGACGAACAGUCGGGGUCUUUGAUGCAGGAGCCUGGCUCAUCAGGUCAGGGUGCGGGCAGUCCCACAGUACCAGCAGGCCCCGUCCAAGCAGAGCCAAGCGGGGAGCUUGAGAACGGAGGUUUGAGUCGAGCCAAAAAGAGGAAGCAGCACAAGGAUGAUGACAUUUCUGUAAAGGAGACAAAAAGAAAAAAGAAAAGAACAAAUUCAAACAAAGAUCAGGGUCUCAUGGACCAGCUGCUGGCCGUGUCUCUGAGGGAGGACGAGCUGAGCCACUCGCUGCAGGAUUUGGACAUUUCUCUGAUCCAGGCUCGAAACGCGCUGCAGGUGGCCUACGCAGAGGUCCAGAGAAUUCUGUUUCUGAGACAGCAGUUUUAUGCCGAGGUCAACACUCUGAGAGCAAAACGCAUUGAGAUCCUGCAGGGGAUGCAAGGAGCGUCUAACAUAACCACUGUCUCAUCAGCAGGCGCCGAUGCUCCCCUGCAACCAAGACACUGUCCCCCUCCUUCCUCUAGUGCCUCCUUGGCUUCCUCCAGCCAGCAACCGUCUGCCACGACAGUAAAGGAAGAAGCCACAGCUUCACAGGCCAGACCGUUUGUCUUCUCCAGCACAGACGCACCUCACGUACCUCUGAACCAACCUGUGCCUUCAUUUCCCUCUGAGCUUCCCCCCCCACUGCUGCUCGGACCCUCACACCCAGCUGCUCCCACCACCUCUGCUGCUGCUGCAGCCUUGACGUCAGCACUAGUCAAUGAUGAUGGGAACGAGAGCGCCGACUCCGGGAAAAUGAUGGAGCCCUCCGACCCGGUGGUUAUCAACAUUGAUGAAUCGGACGACGAGGACUUACCCGAGGGGGUCCCGGAUGGUUCAGCUCAUCCAGAGCAGCAGGUCUCAGGUGUUGAGCUGAGUUCUGCCAGCACACAGACGUUUCCGCAAAAGGAGGUUGACAGAAAGAUUAAGAUUUCUUUGCCAGUGAAAGCUGCCAAAUCUCCUGCAGUGUCUGUUGAGGAUGAGGAGGAGCCGUCGCUGGGGGAGUUUCUGAGUCACGCCGGGCCCGUGCACGGCAUGCAAGUCCACAGGCGCCUGUUGUUCACAUGUUCAGGGGACAACACAGCACGAGCCUACUGUCUGAGGACCAGGGAGAGCAAAGCCGUGUUCCAGGGUCACACCAACAAAGUCAACUGCCUGCUGGUGUCAAUCCUCCCCCACUCCCCGACGCCUCGCCUCUACACCGGAUCAAGUGACCAGACCAUCCGCUGCUACAGCGUGAAGUCAAAGAAGUGUCUGCAGCAAACCUUUUUAACAGACAGAGUGCUGUGUUUGCACAUAGCCUGGAACACUCUGUACGCUGGACUCGCCAAUGGAUCAGUCGUUAGCUAUGAUUUAAGGACCCUGAGGCAGCUCGAUGUGUUUGAAUGCCACGGCCCUCGAGGGGUGAGCUGCAUGGGCACGGCGCAGGAGGGCGCCCGCCGGGUGCUGCUGGUCGGCUCCUACGACAGCACCAUCAGCGUACGGGACGCCAAGACCGGCCUGCUGCUGCGCUUGCUGGAAGGUCACACCAAGACGGUUCUCUGUAUGACGGUGGUGAACGACCUGGUCUUCAGCGGCUCCUGUGACACAUCCGUUCACGCCCACAACUUCCAUACGGGGGAGUUGCUUCGUGUCUACAAGGGUCACGGUCACGCCGUCACCUCAAUCGUCAUCUUGGGGAAGGUGAUGGUGACGGCCUGUCUGGAUCAGAUGGUCCGCGUUUAUGAGCUACAGUCCCACGACUGUCUGCAGGUGUACAAGGGUCACAGUGACAUGGUGAUGUGCAUGACCAUUCAUAAGAGUGUGAUCUACACAGGCUGCUACGAUGGCAGCGUUCAAGCUGUGAAGCUCAACUUGCUGCAAAACUACCGCUGCCUGUGGCAGAACUGCUCUCUUAUUUUUGGCAUGGAGGAGCACCUACUGCAGCAUCUUGUCGGCGAUCACAGCAAACCCAAUCUGCAGAUGGCGAAAUGUCGCUGGAGAGGCUGCGACAAGUUCUUCUCCACUCAACAGUCGGUUCAACAGAAGCUUCCUGACCACAUGCAGAACCACGUGAAAAACGACAGUUAUACACAACCGGAGCCAAGGUGAAGUGGAGUGUCAUCCAUGAAUACAGUUCUCAUGUUGUUUCAGGAUUUCUUUAGUUGUUUCUUUACAUUUGUUCAGCAUCUCAGCCUCUAAUCCCUUCUUAAAAGAGGUGUGAACUCCACUUGAUCACAUGAAGCUGUUUCGUGAAGAGGGUCAAGACGUGCCGAGACGUUCAGGGUCAAACUGAACUCUUUCAGUCUCUAAUUUACCAGCAAUUCAACUUUAUUUCUUGAGCCAAAUAAUUCAUUACCCUUUUUUGUAAAUACAUGACCUGCGGGUUUAGACACCAUAGAAUGUACAGCACUUAAUACGCCUCUUCAGAACUGGCAAAUGCAAAGCAACUAUGCAGCACUGAUAUAAAAACCUCAGUAUGUUUGAGAAGCAGCUCAUCUUGUCAAUUAAAGUUUAAGCUGCCGUGUUUUGCUUUAUAUUGACAAUUGGCUCUAAAGUGGAGGUUGUGGGUUUUUGUUUGACUUGAGUAUUUGAGGUAAAGGAGAAAGAAUGAAAGCUGAACAUGGAUCAAAUUAGAUGAAAUCUCAUCCAUCGGUAACUGGUAACUCCCUCGUCCUAAUCUAUUCUCUCUUCAUCAAACCGAACUGAAUUAUUUCUCUCAUUGAAGAUUUUUUGAAGAUAAUCAGACUUAACUUGCUGGUUCACUUCAUUCUUUCUUGAACGAGCUGUUCAGGUUAUUAACUCCAGAUUUUAAAAUCUAAAGGCUGAUAUGGAACAACCUUUAGUUUACAUAUAAAAUUAUUUCAGGUUUGUGUUUUUCAUUCAUUUCUUCCUUAGACUCUUGUGAGAACUUGAUCAAUAUCACAAUUAAUUAAAUCCUGAUGUGGUGACUUGAGGUUUGGUUAUUGAAACAUUUUGAAUUGAAUGUGGAAAUUGUGUUACUUUACACAUUUAUGGGAGAAUUCCUUUUGAGGAAACCCUCUUGUCCUCUAAGUGACUUUAUAAAACACAUCAUCUUUCUGAGUGAUGGAAGAAAGAAGUGACAGUUGAUAGAUUUAUAGUUUAACUUGAACAAGGCUGUAUUCAUGAUAUGGUCUGUAUUUCACCUCACUCACAUAAAAUCCAUACUGUAAGUGUACAGCAAUAAAAAGACAAAUUGCAUUCACA